ACCAUGAAGUUAUGAAUAAACCAUCUUUGUUUUUCAAGGUGACAAUACAAAAAGGAGAAAAGUCCAAGCACGAUUUCGCGGAGAUUUGGAACAUGUGAACGCUUAACAUAUCAAAGAAAAAUACUGGCGAACUUAAGAAAAACGCCUUUUAACAUUCAACCAAAUAUCGAAUAUAAAUUUAACUAUUUAAUAUCGCCUCUUUUCCCAACGCAUAAAAGUCUUUCAAAAUGGCUAAGUGAGGAAGCAGAUUUUACGAAAUCUUUAGAUAAAACAGACGGCGCACUCACAAAGAUCCAUCGAAAAAGGUUUAAAAGUGUAUUCAAAUUUUGGAGUAAAUUGAAAAUACGGAAAGACUCGAAAAAGCGACUGAACAAAAAUUCUGUAACCUCCAGUUGGAGUCUUCGUCAUGCCGGGGAAACGAUGAAUGCACGAGUUCGAAAUGAAAUACCAAAAACAAAGAAAUCUAUCUCGUCUCGGCAAAACAGUGCUAGAACUAAACAGAAUACUAACGUCAAACCAAUCAUCGCAUACGACUACGAUGCGGCUAUUAGUCAACCUGACGUACCAAAUGUUUUGGGACAAAAAUUUAAUACCGGCUUAUCCAUACGAAAGAAAGCUUUUAAUACUCGCGGGAAAAAUAAAUUGUCGAUUACAAAAAAUACGGAAACCGUGUCAAAAACAACUUCCAUUUCGAAAUGUCAAAACGAGGAAGAUGAAGUCGACGUUACUGCUACUGAAGAGGGAACUGCAGAAAAUGAAACUACUUCUACCGAGGGCGAAUCGACACCAAUCUUUUUUAAGAAAAACUUUGAUACGCAAGAGAAUUCACAGAGAGGCAGCUCUGAAGAUAAAAACAGAAGCGAAAAUGAAAAGAAUCUCGACAGUAUAACUCCUAGGUCGAUAAUCUCGCAAAAGAAAGAUAGUAGAAUUCCACGAGCAAAAGGGAACAAAUCACCAGUUGUUGCACAAAUAUCUCGUAAUGAUUCGAUCAAGCGAUUAUCUUUGACAAGCUCAAAAAAAUCAUUUGACACGAUUUCACAUAAGAAAGAUAUGAAGGAAGUCUUAAAGACAAACGUUUAUCCAAAGUAUGUCUUUCAAAGUAAUCGCGUUAAUUCAAACGUUCAUUUAUCUUUAUAUAUAUAUAUAUUCUAUAGAUACGUUUCAAGCAAACAACAAAAAUCGUGUACAUUUCUAAACGAUAAACAUGAGCCAAAUGACGAAACAAUCAUUACAGAAACAUCCCCUGCUAUCAUUGGCAGUGCUAGUGAUCCAUCAACUUUCACGGUAUUACAUAAAUUAAAACAAAGCCACAACUAUCGAUCUUGCGACAAUUGUAAUCCAGACUCAAGCUGUCGAGAUAUUGACGAAACGUUGAGCGAUUCAAGGAGUUCACCGGAAAGGCGAUACAUUACGAAAAAAUGGAGGAGAUCUUUGAAACAUCGCAAAUAUAUAGACACAAGCUCCGACGAUUUCGAUGUAUCGUCAGAUUAUAGUUCUCAAAGCAAUGAGAAGAAAAUAAAAAGUCAUAAAGACUUUCACAGUACAGUGGCGCCGUUAACAAAAGCCUCUUUGACCACUAAACCAUCGUCAAGAACUAAAAAUCGUCGUGGAAGUACAUUUUCUUUUUUUAACACUCUUUUCGAUAUUGUUUUUUGGCCCUUUCUUUUUCUCAAGUCUGAUCGAUAACUUUGACGAGUUAUAGAUACAUACGAUUAAUUCGUAAAAAUAAAAAGUCCAAGUUGAUCAAAAUUAAAUAAGCAGAAAAAUUUUCUAAUCAAUAUCUUUCAUGAUCUUACCAAUUGGACAAUUGUCAAUGACGUAAAUACGUAUGUAUAUCGUAAAAUAUUUUAUAGACUUCUUAUUCUGUAUAGCAUUUCUUUAUUAUAUAUUUAAUAACGUCUUACUAUUUUCAUUAUUUCUCUAUUAAUUUUAGAUAAAGAAUCAUAAAGAAACUUUUCAGUAUAUAAGAUUUGUAUAUACACGUGAAAGAAUAAAACAUCAAUGUAUAAAUAAUACAUUAAUUUUGUAUGGAUAUUACAUUAGAAAAUAGUUUUAUGAAAAUGAUAAUGUGCUUUCAUUCACAGAAUAAGUAAAAUGCGAUUGACGCUGUUAGUGUCUCUAUAGGUUCAUGGCACGCCAAUUUCUGAAAAAUACAAAAUAUAAUUAACAAUUGAUAUAAAAAAAAAAAAAAAAAAGUUGUAAGCGUGUGCGAUGAGUAUUUACCUUUGUCCAUGGGUGCUUUUCCAUUAGAGUGAAACUUCUUUGAGAAACGCGUGGAUGUUAAGCUCUCAUGAAGUUGUUCGAUUUCAUAGACGGUAUUCCCUAAUAUUUUGGAAAAAACUUUCUCAUUUUUUACCAAAGCUUUGUCAGCGACUACGGACAAAUGCAAUUGUUCGUUAUAACUGAAGAGAGAAAAUCCAAUACCCGUGUUACUUCUGAAAAUACAUAUAGAAAUGAAUUGUAAUCGAUUCGUAAGAUCGUAGAGUUUAAUGAAAAAUAAUAAAUUUUACUUGUUCGGUAUCCAGAAAAGAAUAUUUUUCACGGGAUAGCCCACAAUGUGUACUUCCUGACAUCCAGAUAAAUUGCUAAAAAUCAUCGUACUAUGACUCUCCAAGAGCGGUCUCAAUAAUAUCUCUGGUAAUACGGCAGAGAGAAACUUCAUUACCCAAAAAUUAAUCAAAUAAUCGAGAUCUUUUUGAAGCUUAUUAUUAAGUUUCAUAAUUUCUUGAAGACGUUCAAUCGUCCUUGAGUUUUCAUCUAAAUUCGAAUAUACUUUGCCAUUUAUCUCAGAAAUACACAAAGGAAGUAAUCCAACCGAGAUAUCGUUGGACAAAUGAACCUGUUCUUUCGGAUUUUCCAUUUUAACUGGGAGCACGACGGUCAGUGAAUUCGGUGGUACUUCAUUGAUCUGCGUGUACGUUGGAAAUAUAAAAUAUUAAAUCGGAGUUUCCAAAUUCGAACGUGAUCGAUACGUACGCAUAAAAAAUACUUAUGUAAACUCGAAGACAAGGCUGCCAACAAGACUUCAACAAAUUUUGCUCCAGUAAUAUUCUUUAUUUCUUUGAUUUUCGUUAAAACUUUUUGCUGGCUUGGAUUUCUAUAAUCAUUUUCUGACCAAUAAGUAACGAUUUUUUGUCCAGUUAACUUUGAUCCAUGAAGGGAACUGAAAAGAUAAGAAGAAUGUAAAAUGUUGGACGCAAUUAUUCCGAUAUAUUAUAAAAGAAACAUUUCGAGGAACGAUAACGAACUUCUUAUCCAUACUGCGAAUGGCCUGAUCCAUUAAAUACGAGGGCAUUAGAAUAAGGACAACUAGAUUUUUCACAAAGAUCUUAAGUUUUUCGUAAAUCUCUUUCAUUAGAAACUCUUUAAAAAUUAUCCACCAUUCAUAGAGAAAUAUCUGCAUUUCAUUUUUAAAUUCGUCGAAGGUAACAUGCUCGAAAUAAUUAAUCUUUCCGUUUAAAUAAUUCCGUACGACCGUCUUUAAGAUUCGUAGAGAUUGUAGAUCGGCAAAGGGCAUACAAGCGGAAAGUACGCCGUUCGAAUAACAAGGCUGCUCGCAGACAUUGAAAUUUUUCGCACAUUGAGUAAAUAUAGGGAGGUCCAACGAAGUUCUUUCACAAUUCUUCCUUUGACGUCCUAACGAGCACUUUUCUUCUGGUAUAGUCGAGACUUCAUUAGGUUUAUCAGCAAUAGUUUCCAAGAAGAGCUUCAACAAGGCAGAUCCGUCGCCGAGAGCAUGAUGAAUACGAAAUAAUACUGGGAUCUUGAUCUUGUUUCUUCUUCCACGAUCCAGAAUAGAGCGGCCUUCUUCCAUACGUCGAACGUGCUGAUGACUGACGCAUGAACAAUUCUUUGAGAUCAAUAUCUCCCAGGACGUCGAGUGAUUUUGAGGAAGCGGUUGAUUACACUUCCUUUCCAAUACUCUUUUCAACGAUUCGCUGUAAAUGUCAUCGCAGUAUCCAUCGCAACGCGUUUGAUCGUGCUCGAGCCAUCUUAUUCUUUCCUUCAAAUCGAUCUCCUUUGCUCUUUCCCAAAAGUAGUAUCCAUACUUUUUCUUUUUACAAUGAAGUAUCUUCUCGAAAUUUGAACCGAUUAAUCGUUCUUUAAUUAAAUUUCUAAAGCUUUCUAGAACGUUCGCGUUUAUUUCAUGUUGAUCCUUUUCCAAAACAACAAGGACAUUUAUGACAGAAAGGGCCGAAGGCUCUUCUAUAGCCCAAACGCAAUCGGUGCCUUCCAAGAGACCAACGAAUUUGUCUUUCAAUUGGUGCUUCAAUAACGCUUCGACGAUACGACGAUAAAUAUAAAGAGAAAUUAAUAUUAUUAUCAAUGCGGGAGUUAAGAGACAAAAUAAACCGUAAUUAAAUAGCAUAAAAUGCAUUGUCGAUGUUGAAACUUGAUGUCAAUGAUGAUAAAUUGUCAUCGUCGAAAGUCAAUGCAAACACAAGAUCCUUUUUGGCCUUACUUUUAUCUAUUCUGAAAAUAAUAAUCUUUUAUCUAAAACGAAUCAUAUUUUUAUCAUAUUACAGCCGAGUAUCUAUUCAAGAUAACAAUAUUUUUCUUAUUGUUCACUUACGAGAAAUAUGAAAAAGAGCGAUUAGACGAUAGUCCAGUGCCGUAGCGCACUAAAUGGACUUUCUAUCUUCGGAUUCACUGUUCAUAUAGCGAAGCACCAGUAUUCACUUAAUGCCAAUCCAAUUUUCAAGAAACCUUAUGUAUAACAUUAUUAUUUGCUGAUAUAAUGAAUUAUACACAGGCAUAUAUAUAUAUGUAUAUAUAUAUAUAUAUAUAUAUAUAUACAUACACCUAAUAAGCAUCGUAUAUAAGGAAAAGUUUAAACUAAACUACUUUCUAUAAUAAGAAUAAAUUAAAAUUGUAAUAUGUAAAGAAUGAUUUAUUAAUGAUCUAUUAAUACGCAUAUAAAAGCAGAGGAAUUACAUUUUGAAUGAAUCCUUCUGUAAAGAUAUGACGCUACUACUUCUACUACUUUUGCAUGCACGUCUUGCCUCUUGCAAAUGCGCUCUUAAAAGUGCAUUCUCGUAUACCAAGCGAUCGCUUCGUCGUAUCUCCAUGGCCAAUUGAGCAUCUUUGCCUAAAGAAAGGCGUAUCUCGGGCUUGCUCGAGACAUUUAAGUUACGUGCCUUUUGCAGCGCAUCCUUCGAAAUAAUAAUCAAUCCUUAAACGCUACGAUCAAACGCAAAGUGAUCGUAAAAAAUUUAUUUUACCUACCUGUAAGGUCUCGAUCGAACCUCUUAAUAAAAUUUCUUCCACGUC
Vespa velutina is the source of this 5271-nucleotide messenger RNA. RefSeq lists its product as uncharacterized. The record is from RefSeq and is a predicted model, not a curated record. NCBI's taxonomy places the organism in Eukaryota, Metazoa, Arthropoda, Insecta, Hymenoptera, Vespidae. The coding region runs from base 421 to 1686 and encodes 421 amino acids. The transcript is spliced from 4 exons.